Messenger RNA from Prunus armeniaca (apricot), 411 nucleotides. NCBI's taxonomy places the organism in Eukaryota, Viridiplantae, Streptophyta, Magnoliopsida, Rosales, Rosaceae. The record is from the annotation of a GenBank genome assembly.
AUGGAUACCCAAUUCCCCAAAUCCCUAAUUUCCUUCUUUACCCUAAUCCUCUUCGCGUUCUUCAUCGUCCUCUGCUCCUUCCCCACCGUCCGAUCUGAACUCCAAACCGAAUCCACCAUCAUCCGAUUGCCCUCCGAGUCCGAACCACCCGACGCCUGUGCCGGGUCAAUCCGGUCACCAUCUUUAUGCCCCGUCAAUUGCUUCCGACCCGACCCGGUCUGCGGCGUCGACGGCGUGACAUACUGGUGUGGCUGCCAAGAUGCCCAAUGCGCUGGGGUCAAGGUGGCGAAGUUAGGGUUUUGUGAGGUGGGUAGUGGGGGCUCUGCCCCCCAUUCUGCCCAAGCGCUGCUUUUGGUUCACAUAGUUUGGCUGAUCGUCCUCGGCUUUUCGGUAUUGUUCGGCCUUUUCUGA